GUAAGAAAAAGUACAAUGGAAUGGGAAAAUCAAACCAUUCUGGUGGAAUUCUUUUUAAAGGGGCUUUCUGAUUACCCAAGGCUUGAGCCACUCUUUUUUGCACUAAUCUUAAUAAUGUAUGUUGUCAUCCUUCUGGGCAAUGGCACCCUUAUUUUAAUCAGUAUCUGGGACUCCCACCUUCACACCCCUAUGUACUUCUUUCUGGGGAACCUCUCCUUCUUGGACAUCUGCUACACCACCACCUCUAUUCCCUCCACUCUGGUAAACUUCCUCUCAGAAAGAAAGACCAUAUCCUUCUCUGGCUGUGCAAUACAGAUGUUCCUUGGCAUGGCCAUGGGGACAACAGAGUGUGUGCUCCUGGGCAUGAUGGCCUUUGACCGGUAUGUGGCUAUCUGCAACCCUCUAAGAUAUCCUGUCAUCAUGAGCAAGGAUUCCUAUGUGCCCAUGGCAGCUGGGUCCUGGUUUGCUGGGGUUAUCAACUCUGCAGUGCAAACUGCAUUUGUGAUACAAUUGAACUUCUGUAGGAAUAACAUCAAUCAUUUCUCUUGUGAAAUUCUGGCUGUCAUGAAACUGGCCUGUGCUGACAUCUCAGGCAAUGAAUUCAUCAUGGUUGUGGCCACGACAUUGUUCACACUGAUGCCCCUGCUUUUGAUUGUCAUAUCUUACUCAUUAAUCAUCUCUAGCAUCCUGAAGAUCCAUACUUCUGAGGGGAGAAGCAAAGCUUUCUCCACCUGCUCAGCCCACCUGAUUGUGGUGAUAAUAUUCUAUGGAACCAUUCUCUUCAUGUACAUGAAGCCCAAGUCUAAAGAGACACUUAAUUCAGAGGACUUGGAUGCCACUGACAAAUUGAUAUCCAUGUUCUAUGGAGUGAUGACUCCCAUGAUGAAUCCUUUAAUCUACAGUCUCAGAAACAAGGAUGUAAAGGAGACAGUGAAACAUCUAUUUAACAGAAGUUUCUUUAGCAAGUGA
Messenger RNA from Prionailurus viverrinus (fishing cat), 969 nucleotides. RefSeq names its product olfactory receptor 13C9. The transcript has a single exon. The coding region runs from base 16 to 969 and encodes 317 amino acids. Gene Ontology annotation, cellular component: membrane. The record is from RefSeq and is a predicted model, not a curated record. Gene Ontology annotation, molecular function: olfactory receptor activity; G protein-coupled receptor activity. NCBI's taxonomy places the organism in Eukaryota, Metazoa, Chordata, Mammalia, Carnivora, Felidae. Gene Ontology annotation, biological process: G protein-coupled receptor signaling pathway.